This is a messenger RNA of Caenorhabditis briggsae, 1038 nucleotides long. Gene Ontology annotation, biological process: olfactory behavior; G protein-coupled receptor signaling pathway. The transcript is spliced from 5 exons. Gene Ontology annotation, molecular function: G protein-coupled olfactory receptor activity. The coding region runs from base 1 to 1038 and encodes 345 amino acids. The record is from RefSeq and is a predicted model, not a curated record. Lineage: Eukaryota; Metazoa; Nematoda; Chromadorea; Rhabditida; Rhabditidae.
AUGUACUCCGACUUGGACCCAAUCUACAAUGAAUUCCAACGAUCCAUGAUUGGUAUCGGAAUGAUUGCGAACAUUCUCCUGAUAAACCUUAUCAUUUUUCGAUCUCCUAAAGAUUUAGGGCUCUAUAAGUAUCUAAUGAUUUAUAUCUCCUGCUUUGAACUAUUCUACGCCGUUUUGGAAUUUCUGAUGGUCCCUGAGUUGCUAACUUUGGAUUCUUCGUUUUACGUGAUGAUGGAUCCGAAAAAGUCUUUUUUGCCAGAAAGUUGGUUGCAAGCAGCGGAUUUAAUCUACUGCGGCUCGUUUGCUGUCUCCCUUGUCAUCUUCGGUUGCCAAUUUGCUUAUCGUUAUCAUGUUUUGAAGGGAAACCGCUCCUGGACAGCCAGUACCCCAUUAAACUUCGUUUUCUGGUUUACUACGCCAGUGGCUCUGGCGUCAUUCUAUUCAUAUUUUGUAUGGGUGUUUAUGCAGAGGAAUGAGUAUACAGACAAAGUUUUGAGAGAAGUGGGUUACUGUAACGAUCAAAAGUUCGGAUUUCUGGGAUUGAUCUUCUAUCCGAAAUUGGCGAAUGGGACGCAAAUUGUAAACUGGGAUUCGUUUAUAGGAGUAUCGGUGACCACUGGAACCUUGCUUGCCUCCGAAUUCACAAUGAUCUAUUUCGCUUAUAAAUGUUUCCAAGCCACGAGAAUCUUCAUUAUUCGCUCAUGCUGCUCUCCGAAAUCUCGACGCCUUCACUGGCAAUUCUUCUACGCCCUUGUUGCUCAAACAAUCAUUCCAAUUCUUUUCAUGCAAAUUCCUAUGACCCUGAUCUACACAUCUACCAUUGUUUUCAGAAGUUCCAUUCCAGAAAUAGGCCAUUUCCAAUCUCUAACCAUCCCUAUUUACCUUGCUAUUGAUGCCUUUCCUACUAUUUUGAUAGUUAGACCAUAUCGCGAUACGGUAGUCAGGGUUAUUUGCUUCUGGAGGAAACAAAAAAUCGCGCCAAGGCUAACAAACUCUAGCAAUUCAAAGUCUUUGCAACCGUCGAUGUCUAAUUUUUGA